AUUACCGAGGAGCAUUUCAGACGGGGCACAAUUCGUAUUCAAUGGGGGCCCUGGUGAGAAUCGAAUUAUAUGAAUUUUUUUUCCCGGGUUGUUAUUGCGUGACUUUUACGAUUGCCUUUAUUUUACAAGCCUAGGGAUUUCUAUCGCACAGGAAAAGAUGCAUAAGAUGGGCCCAGUGACGCCAUAAUAAUUUUAUUUGUCGAAUAUCAAAAACCUCGUUCAUUCGGAUUCUGCAGGCAGGCGGACGUAUAUUACCAGAAAGUCCACGCAUGAUCAUAUGCCUCGUAAUGGCAAACCAAUUAUUUUAAAUACAAAAUAUUGAUGCUAGAAUUACUGGCGGGCUUCUCGUAAAAAAUCAGGCUAAAAACUAAAUAAAAGGAGAUAGUUUAGAGCCCUCUAAAUCUGGGGAGGGUAAACGGGACCGUGCCAGUAGUAUCCCUUUUCAUCUUUAUCUCAAUUAUAUAAUUAAAAUAGAGGUUCGCUGGGCAUAUGGCAUGUGCGCAAUCUACGAGUUUUUUUGGGUUGAUUGGGAGAUCUAACAGUUCGAUCUCUGUACCCGCUAAGUUUGGAUAUCCUAGUGAAAGUUUCGGUUGUACUGGUCUCGGCGGCUGCAGGAGCAAAUUGAGGUGGAGUAGGCUGCGAAGAGGAAUGUCGCCUGUCACAGCAAAUAUAUCACAUUCAGCAGGGGAAGCGAAAGCAAUGGCACAAGACAUUGCUGACGGGGAUCUCGUUUUGCCCUCUGACCAAUUCAAAAAUCAGGCUUUGAUAUCCUCUUUCGAUCAAUAUCUAGCUAUGUACAAUAGAUCUAUCCAGGAUCCAGCUGGUUUCUGGGCUGAUAUUGCAUCUCAGUUUCACUGGAAUGCUAAAUGGGGCUCAGAAAUUUGCUCUCAGAAUUUUGACGUGCGCAAUGGACAAAUAGAAAUUGAGUGGUUCAAAGGUGGAGUUACAAACAUAUGCUAUAAUGCAUUAGAUAGACAUAUCAAGGCUGGAAAAGCCAAUGACAUUGCGAUUUACUGGGAGGGCAAUGACCCUGGUUGUGACGGACAGUUAACUUAUAAGGAAAUGUUCAUGAAGGUUUGCCAGCUUUCCAACUACUUGAAAGAUGUUGGUGUCAAGAAAGGAGACGCAGUGGCAAUUUAUUUGCCUAUGUUAACAGAACUGCCAAUAGCAAUGCUGGCUUGUGCUCGCAUAGGUGCUGUCCAUUCGGUCGUAUUUGCUGGAUUUUCAUCUGAUUCCCUUGCCCAACGAAUUCUAGACUGCAAACCUAAAGCAGUCCUAACCUGCAAUGCUGUUCGACGGGGGGCAAAAAUUGUCAAUCUGAAAGAAAUAGUAGAUAAUGCUCUGGAAGAAUCAUCUAGGAAUGGAGUAUCUGUAGGUGUUUGUUUAACAUAUGCAAACGAGUCUGUAUUAAACAAAGAAAAGACACCAUGGAAAAAAGGAAGAGAUGUCUGGUGGCAGGAGACUGUUCCAAACUACCCAACAGCAUGUGAAGUUGAAUGGGUUGAUGCAGAAGAUCCACUUUUUCUCUUAUAUACAAGUGGCAGCACAGGAAAGCCUAAGGGUGUUCUACAUACUACUGGUGGAUACAUGGUUUACUCAGCCACAACAUUCAAAUAUGCUUUUGACUACAAGCCAAGCGAUGUAUACUGGUGUACAGCUGAUUGUGGAUGGAUCACUGGACAUAGCUAUGUAACGUACGGUCCUCUUCUAAAUGGAGCAACAAUUGUGGUUUACGAAGGAGUACCAAACUACCCUGAUGCAGGACGAUGUUGGGAAAUUGUUGACAAGUAUAAAGUUACAAUUUUCUACACUGCACCAACAUUAGUGCGUUCUCUUAUGUGGUUUGGAGAUGAGAAUGUUCGACGUCAUUCACGCAAAUCAUUGCGAGUUUUGGGAAGUGUUGGAGAGCCCAUAAAUCCAACAGCAUGGAGGUGGUUUUACAACAUUGUUGGAGACGGUCGUUGUCCUAUAUCUGACACUUGGUGGCAAACUGAGACUGGUGGCUUCAUGAUUACCCCUAUACCAGGUGCUUGGCCACUUAAGCCUGGUUCAGCAACUCUUCCCUUCUUUGGUGUUGAGCCUGCUGUUGUGGAUGAAAAUGGGGUUGAAAUGAAAGGAGAAUGCAGUGGCUAUUUGUGCAUAAAGAAGUCAUGGCCUGGUUGUUUCAGAACUCUUUAUGGUGACCAUGAAAGAUAUGAAACAACUUACUUUAAACCCUUCAAAGGUUAUUACUUCAGUGGUGAUGGGUGUAACAGGGACAAGGAUGGCUACUAUUGGUUAACUGGACGUGUGGAUGAUGUUAUUAAUGUCAGUGGGCAUCGUAUUGGUACAGCAGAGGUAGAAUCUGCUCUUGUUUCAAAUCCAUUUUGUGCUGAAGCAGCUGUGGUUGGGGUAGAGCAUGAGGUUAAAGGUCAGAGUAUUUAUGCUUUCGUGACAAUAGUUGAAGGGGUUCAAUAUAGUGAAGAGCUUCGUACAAAACUUAAAUUAUCUGUUCGAAAUCAGAUUGGAGCUUUUGCUACUCCAGAUAGGAUACACUGGGCUCCAGGUCUACCCAAGACUAGAAGUGGAAAAAUCAUGAGGAGAAUACUGCGAAAGAUUGCUUCAAGGCAAUGGGAUGAACUUGGUGAUACCAGUACACUAGCAGAUCCAGGUGUAAUUGACCAGUUGAUUGAGCUGAGCAAUAUCUAAAACAUUCUUGUUUUGACACAUCAGGUCUGAUUAGUGGUUUGCAGAAAAAUGUGAUCCAACUUCAUUCUCUUUCUUUUGGUGUAUCUGUUUAUCAGUUCACAGAUAUUUACCUCUCUUGUAAUUUUUUUAUGCUCUUGAGAGUAGUCAUUAUGAUUAUAAUUAACACCUUGAAUAAAUUCUCCGUAUAAUGAUAUUGGCAGCAUUACUUUUUGCUGUAGAUCCCACUUAUUCCAUCAGUUUGAUAACUGAUCUUAUGGGAGAGAGACUCGUACAUUUCCAUUAAAUGAUAUGGGGACUUUAUAUGACAUUGUAGUUUCAACUUUUAAGCAUUAAAAGUAAAUUCAAAGCU
Molecule: messenger RNA, 3037 nt
Organism: Cryptomeria japonica (Japanese cedar)
Lineage: Eukaryota; Viridiplantae; Streptophyta; Pinopsida; Cupressales; Cupressaceae
Product: acetyl-coenzyme A synthetase, chloroplastic/glyoxysomal
Exons: 18
Coding region: 490-2688 (732 amino acids)
Molecular function (GO): acetyl-CoA synthetase activity; AMP binding
Source: RefSeq, a predicted model, not a curated record